CCAAGUCUGGGACACCCGUGCUUGAACGCAAAGCUGAUUUCCCUGCCGGCUCAUUUCAGCAAACCCUGCCUCUCUGAAAAGCUGUCGCUGUUAACAGAACCCGUCUGUUUGCAGAGCACUGUCGGCUUACAAAACCUCUCCCGAUCUGCCAAGUCUCUGUGUGUAGAGCCUCCGUCUGCAGAGCCUGUGUCUUUUGUCAGAGUCUGGAUCUCUUUGCAGCAUUCAUGAUGGUUUUCCCAGCCUGUUCCCAUCUCCCUGUAUGCAGGAUUUGGGUCUGUUUUGCAAGGCUGUUCCUGCUUGCAGAGUCGGACCAUGCCUAGAGAUGUUUUGCUUACUUCAAGAGACUGCCUCUGUCUGGGCAGAUGCUGUGCUGUUUGCAGAGCCUUGCGUAUCUAUGUACCUGUCCGUAUCUGCCGUCUGUCCCUUAUAUAAAGGAUACCUACCUUAAGGGUUUGUCCCCACCCACAUUUACAAAGUCUUUCCCCACCUGCAAAGUUCCUCCACGCCUGCAGAAUCGGGAGCUGUUCGCAGAGUCUUUUUUGUGUUCACGACCUUCGCUUGUUUGCCCGGCUGCUUGUUUGUCUGACUUUCCCUGGAUAGAGUCGGUGUCUCUUUGUUCAGGCUGUCCUUACACAGACAGUUGGUCCCUGACUACAGAACUCAUUUUUGCCAAGAGACCCUGUGCUUGUUGAAUCCCUUUCUUCAGUCUGAGGAAGUUGUCCCUGUUUGUAGAGCCUAUGCUUGUAUGCAGAGCCUUUUUCUGUCCGCAUAGCCUAUCACUCUCCGAGGGUGCCGUGUCUCUUUGCAUAGCCUGUCCCUGCCUGCCUGGAAGACCCAGGCCUAUUGGCAGCUCUGUCCCUCAACGCAGAGCCUGUCUUUGUCUGCAGGAUUCAGUCGAAUGCCAGAAGUCUGUGUGCAGGGUCUACCCCUGGCUGCAGAAUCUGUUCUGUUCCCAGCACAACCUUUGCCUGUCUGCAUAACCUGCGUCUGUCUCCAGUGACUGCCCCUGACUGCAGAUCUCGUCUGUCUGCACAGCCUGUUUCUCACUGCUUGCUUGCAGAGGUCCCUUCGUUCAAGACCCAUCCCUGCCCACAGAGCUUGGCCCUGUUUCAGGAGCACAACCACAGAUGACAAACCUGUUCCCUGUUUGCAAAGCCUCUGUGCCAGGGUCUGUCCUGCUUUGCUGCCAUUUGUGACUUGAGAGCCCCCCGAAUGAAAGGCCUGUUCUAUGAUGACAGCGCUUUGGAGAGCUGCAGGUGGGGAGAGUUCUUGCCUGGAGCCCAGAGCACAGGUGGCCGGGGCCUGAGGACUCUGGCUCUUGUUUCUUCCCUCGUUCCCACCUGGCCUAGGAUGGACGUCAACAAGGGCCUCCCAGCCAUUGACAGCCACAGGGACCUCCACGUAUGGAUCAUCGAGAACCUGAGCAUGGAGCCAGUACCCGAGAAGGCUUAUGGGAACUUCUUCGAGGAGCACUGCUACAUCGUCCUCCAUGUUCCCCAGAGCCUCAAGGCCACGCAGGGGGCGUGCAGCGACCUGCACUACUGGGCGGGGAAGGAGGCGGGCGCCGAGGCGCAGGACGCGGCCGAAGCCUUCGUGCAGCAGCUGCAGGAGACGCUGGGUGGCGCCACCGUGCAGCACCGGGAGGCGCAGGGCCACGAGUCCGACUGUUUCCGCAGCUACUUCCGCCCGGGAAUCAUCUACAGGAGAGGGGGCCUGGCCUCUGCCCUCACGCACGUGGAGACCAACCCGUACAACAUCCAGCGACUGCUGCACGUCCAGGGGAGGAAGCACGUGUCGGCCACCGAGGUGGAGCUCUCUUGGAGCAGCUUUAAUAAGGGGGACAUCUUCCUGCUGGACCUGGGCAAGGUGAUGAUCCAGUGGAAUGGGCCUGAGACCAGCAUUCCUGAGAAGGCACGGGGCCUGGCCCUGACCUGCAGCCUCCGGGACAGGGAGCGCGGUGGUCGCGCACAGAUUGGCGUGGUGGAUGAUGAAGUUGAAGCCACUGACCUCAUGCGGAUCAUGGAAGCCGUGCUGGGCUGCAGAGUGGGCAACCUGCCUGCCACCAGGCCCGACAAGAGUGUUAACCAGCUGCAGAAAGCCAGCGGCCGUCUCUACCAUGUCUGUGAGAAGGAUGACGACUUGGUGAUCCAGGAGUUGGCGACCUGCCCGCUAACCCAAGACCUACUGCGGGAAGAGGACUACUAUAUCCUGGACCAGGGUGGUUUCAAGAUCUACGUGUGGCAGGGACGCCUGUCCAGCCUCCAAGAGAAAAAGGCUGCCUUCAGCCGGGCUCUGGGCUUCAUCCAGGCCAAAGGCUACCCGACCUACACCAACGUGGAGGUGGUGAACGACGGCGCCGAGUCGGCCUCGUUUAAACAGCUCUUCCAGUCUUGGUCUACCAAGCAGCGCGGGAACAAGAACUUCGGCAGGCUAAGUAAAUCGAUUCAGGUAAGGCCGGAUGUGGGCAAGCUGCAGAGUCAGCCUGAGCUAGCUGCCCAGCUCAGGAUGGUGGACGACGCUUCCGGGAAGGUGGAGGUGUGGUGCAUCCAGGACUUAGGCAGACGGCCCGUGGACCCCAAGCGUCAUGCACAGCUGUGUGCAGGCAACUGUUACCUCAUCCUCUACGCCUACCAGAGGAUGGGCCACGUCCAGUAUAUCCUGUACCUGUGGCGGGGCCACCGCGCCACCACGCGUGAUGUCAAAGCCCUGAACUGCAAUGCCGAGGAGCUGGACCUCAUGUACCAGGGAGCCCUGGUGCAGGAGCACGUGACCAUGGGCAGCGAGCCCCCUCACUUCCUCGCCAUCUUCCAGGGCCAGCUGGUGGUCUUCCAGGGGUACACGGGGCACGAUGGGAAGGAGCAGCCAGCACCUGCUACAAGGCUCUUCCAUGUGCAAGGCACCGACAGCUGCAACACCAGGACCAUGGAGGUACCAGCCCGCGCCUCAGCCCUCAGCUCCCAUGACAUCUUCUUGCUGGUCACAGCUAGCGUCUGCUACCUCUGGUUUGGAAAGGGCUGCAGCGGUGACCAGCGAGAGAUGGCGCGGACGGUGGUCUCUGCCGUCUCUGGGGAGAACGAGGAAACGGUGCUGGAGGGUCAGGAGCCUCCCGGCUUCUGGGAGGCCCUGGGAGGCCGGGCUCCCUACCCCGGCAACAAGAGGCUCCCCGAGGACGUCUCCGGCUUCCAGCCCCGACUGUUUGAGUGCUCCAGCCACAUGGGCCACCUGGUCCUCACGGAAAUGGUGUUCUUUAGUCAAGAGGACCUGGACAAGUAUGACAUCAUGUUACUGGACACCUGGCAGGAGAUCUUCCUGUGGCUCGGGGAAGCUGCCAGCAAGUGGAAGAAGGAGGCGGUGGACUGGGGCCAGGAGUACCUGAAGACCCACCCGGCAGGGAGGAGCCCCGCCACGCCUAUCGUGGUGAUCAAGCAGGGCCAUGAGCCCCCCACCUUCACUGGAUGGUUCCUCGCUUGGGACCCCUACAAGUGGACUAAUGACCAGUCCUACAAGGAGGUGGUGGAUGGCAGCCUGGGAGCAAUGCCAGCCAUAUGUGAGAUACCAGCAGAACUCAACGACUUCCAGCUGUCUAGAGGGCCAAGCAAUGGCGGGGCAGACCCUUUGACCCUGCAGACCCUCAAGGGCUCCCAGGACGGCUCAGGGAAUGAGCUGCAGCCAGGACCCAAGGCAGGUGACGCCAGCACCAACAGCCACCACAGCAGCCCCAGACCCACCAUCAAUGGGAGCCUGCCCCGCGAACGGCUAAUGCAUCAGGCUGUUGAAGACCUGCCAGAGGGUGUGGACCCGGCCCGCAAGGAGUUCUAUCUCUCAGACUCUGACUUCCAAGAGAUCUUUGGGAAGUCCAAGGAAGAAUUCUAUAGCAUGGCCAAGUGGAGGCAGCAGCAGGAGAAGAAGCAGCUUGGCUUCUUCUGAACCCAGGCCCUGCCCGUGUCGGUGCCACUAACGUAGCCAGGACCCCCAGGGGUGCCUUCCCAGCAUGGACCUGAGCCCCCGGGGACACCCCGCUGGCAUUCCCCCAUCAAUAAAAGUCCGUGGCCCUCACAA
Neofelis nebulosa (Clouded leopard) is the source of this 4059-nucleotide messenger RNA. It is a transcript of the gene VILL, whose product is annotated as villin like. Gene Ontology annotation, molecular function: phosphatidylinositol-4,5-bisphosphate binding; actin filament binding. The record is from RefSeq and is a predicted model, not a curated record. The coding region runs from base 1213 to 3927 and encodes 904 amino acids. The transcript is spliced from 19 exons. Gene Ontology annotation, cellular component: cytoplasm; actin cytoskeleton. Gene Ontology annotation, biological process: cytoskeleton organization; actin filament severing; barbed-end actin filament capping. Lineage: Eukaryota; Metazoa; Chordata; Mammalia; Carnivora; Felidae.